AUGUCUGCUCAACUGAACCUCUCGUUCAUUCUAAUAGGCUCCUACCUAACCGUCGGCAUCUUCGCGCUCGAAACCGCCAUGCUCACAAGCUACCUCCACUGCAAGCGCACCAAAUCCGAUCCCCGCUACAUCAAGUACGCCGUCCUGUUCGUGUAUACGAUAGACGUCGUCGGUUUGGUUGGCGGGUGUGCCUUGGUCUACGUUUAUACGUUUAGUAAUUGGGGCGAUGCGACGAGUGAAGACGGUGUCUUACAUUGGCCCUUCCCCAUCACGGCCAUCACCACAGCUCUCAACGCCAUCGUGGUGCAGUGUUUCAUGAUAGGGCGGUACUGGAAAUUCUCGCGCAUGAAGAUCAUCACCGCCAUCCUUCUCGCACUAGCGUUCUCCUCUCUCUUCGCGACUAUAAGCGCCCUCGUCCUCUCCUUUGUAUACAAGCGCCUCGACCAGAGCACGAAACAUAUCGCUGCUGUGCUGUACGUCCACCUUCUACCGUCUGCCGUCUACCUUCUACCGUCUAUCGUCCACCGUCUACCAUCCGUCGUCCAAGCCACGGUCACGGUAGUCCCAAAUCCCAAUCCCCAAACUGACCUGUUGUUCUCGAUUAUCGAUAGGGUGAGCAUGAUACUCGCCGUCGCCACCGACAUCUCCAUCGCCGGAUGCCUCAUCCACAAGCUUUGGAAUGCGCGGAUUCACUCACGCGAGACGAGGAGCUUGGUCAAACGAAUAACGACGCUGGCCAUAACCGCGGGCUGCGCCCCGGCUGUCAACUCUAUCGCGGUCCUGAUCGGAAUCGCUGCGUUUCCCGACUCACUCAUAUCAACAAGCUUCUCCCUCCCCCUGGGCAGCAUCUACGCCUGCACGAUGAUUUACACGCUCAACCGUCGACAAGCCAUACGCGGGCAUGGGCAUGGGGACUCUGGGACUGUUCAGGAGCCGGUUUUUGAAGACACAACCUCCCCCCGCAACCGCCGCCGAUCUACUACGACGACGUUCGAGAGUAUGACCUUCUCUCCCUCUCCACAGUCGCGAGUCUCGUCGCACGCAGACGCGGACGCAGGAAGCGCGCUGGUCGAUAUGCGUGCUGGGCUUGGCGAUACCCGCGCUGGGCCGGGUCCUAGAUCGUACAGCAACUCAACGAGUUCGAGUAGGACGCUCGCUUUGCAUCAUCAUGGUGGAGAUCUAGAGGACGGUGGUGGGCGUGUUUCGCCCCGUUCGUUCGAGGGGAAGCCGUCCAUAGCUAAACUGUCGUCAGCUAAACCAUCGUCACCAGCUAAACCAUCGUCACCAGCUAAACCAUCGUCACCAGCUAAACCAUCGUCAUCGAUAUCAUCUCAUUGGGAGGGACAUUCUGGUGGGGAGGGACAUGACGGAUACCCCGAGAAACCGCCUGCUACGUUUAAGUUUCCCCGUUCGAAGUCGAGUUAG
Molecule: messenger RNA, 1425 nt
Organism: Coprinopsis cinerea okayama7#130
Lineage: Eukaryota; Fungi; Basidiomycota; Agaricomycetes; Agaricales; Psathyrellaceae
Exons: 9
Coding region: 1-1425 (474 amino acids)
Source: RefSeq, a predicted model, not a curated record